AUGGCAGACACUCGCUGCGCAGACGCAGACCUCCAACUCGACGUGGAUGUUAUGAUCCUCGAAUACACCUUGUACCACGCCAUCAAGGCGCAAUUCGAUUUUCUUUCAAGCGGGCGUCAAGAUGCGACUCGAGCGAGUGAAUCAACGCGGCUAUUGACGAUUUUCGACUGCUUCGUUCAUCAUUUCAACCAGCACCAUCCCACCCACCCAAAGUCGAGUGACUUCUACAGUAACCUGGACGUGCUCGAAUUCCUCGUCCUCCUUUCAAACCGGUCGGGUGAUACGUCAACCGCCGCAUUCAGCGACGACACUCCGGAGAAGCUGCGUUCCAUCUCGGCGGAGAACCUUGCAUCUCGUCGUCGCUGGCUUGCGGCCCGGGAGCGGUAUGCGCGGGAGCGACUCCGCGGACAACCUGCUGCUACCUCCAGUGACAAAUUGGCCCUUCAAGACUUAGAGGACCAGAUCUACAAAAGCUGGAAUCAACAUUACGCUUUUGGUGCGCACCAACAGCGACGGACGAUAUCGCCCUCCCUCUUUGACCUUCUUCCUCGCUUCAUAGAAAUAUCCGCCGAGAUGUCCGCCACGCUAAAUCUCCCUCCCAACGAGACUUGGAUGCAUAUAGCAUGCGAGUUCAUGCUCCAAGCUAGUCUGGAAGCACUGCGAAUGCGUUCGUUGCAGUCGCAGUCGCUCUCACAGUCCUUCUCACAGGCUGCCGUCAACGACAUGACACCCCGCCUCGACGACUGUUUCGCGUGGGGUUACGCCGACCCUCGAUAUCUCGUUCCCGACGGCGCCUCACCUGACAAGAAAAUGCAACUUGUAAAUGACCUCUUUAUUGAUCCCGACUGCGUGACUGAGGAGGAGGAGGACGACGACGACGCUGACAGUGGGGAUCCGGAUCUCCUCGGUGAUCACGAUUUGGACGAGGAUCCAGAAUGGACCCAGACACGCUCCCAAUGGUUAUGUGAAUUCUCGAUGGCGGUCGACGCGUCGGCACAAUCCCAGUCGUGUCGUUUGGACAGGUUGAGCGUCAAGUUCCCCCUCGGGGCCUUUCAGGACAAACUCAUCAGUUUCAUGCAGAGUGUAUGGGACCUGCUGUGCGGAGAUCUCAACAGGAAGCCUGUGCUCGCGCAGAUCGAGGAAGGUCACAUCAAGUCUCUGGGGGUGGUAGAGGGACCGGAGUUUGACGAGUUUCUCGAUCGUGUCGGUCUCAAAAGGGACUCUCGGGGGAUAUUGACGUUUGAUGUUCCUGAGUUGACGAGGCCGUCUGACCGCCUGGAUCUGGCGCCACUAGAUCCUCCUGAUGGACUGCAUAUACGUGGGAACGCAUGGUCAAGGGAUAAAACCGACAAGGUGAAUUCCAAGAAGAGAACGAGGACUUGA
This is a messenger RNA of Exophiala spinifera, 1383 nucleotides long. RefSeq lists its product as uncharacterized. The transcript has a single exon. The coding region runs from base 1 to 1383 and encodes 460 amino acids. The record is from RefSeq and is a predicted model, not a curated record. NCBI's taxonomy places the organism in Eukaryota, Fungi, Ascomycota, Eurotiomycetes, Chaetothyriales, Herpotrichiellaceae.